AUGUAUCAAAUAUUUGUGGAGAAUGUACAAUUUAAGCUACUCAUAAUUUUAUCAGUAGUAUUAUAUAUCAGAGAAUUGCAUGGAUCACAUAUAUCAACUGAAAAUGAUGAGCUGAUCUUCUAUGGAAAUGAAACACUCCCUUCAUGGUUAUCUUAUUAUAAGAAAACGAAUGGAGAGCCGUUUAAUCCUCAAAUUGAUAAUCAUGUUGAACAAAAUUAUUGGAUUGAAACAUUGGUAUUCGCUGAUCAUACAGUAAUGGAUCGUUUUGAGAAUAAGAAAAUGGCAGAAGACUAUGUUAAAACAUUGAUGAAAAUGACUGACGAAUUAUUUCAUCAUCCAUCUUUGGGAGUUAAUAUGAGCUUAGUUAUACAAGAUAUUAUAUGGGUCAGUGAAGCUGAG
Molecule: messenger RNA, 399 nt
Organism: Trichobilharzia szidati
Lineage: Eukaryota; Metazoa; Platyhelminthes; Trematoda; Strigeidida; Schistosomatidae
Source: the annotation of a GenBank genome assembly